UGCUGUGACGGUUGGGCUUGGCCGCAUCCGGGAGCGACGCGGUUCGGAGAUCGGGUCUGUCGGUCAGUCUCCACCUUUCCUUCCCACGCCACCGGGCGGAGCCGCUGCCGCAUUUUCCAGCUCCCUCCGGUUGAGUUCGGGAAGGAUGGAGAGGAGUCGGUCGCGGCGUCCCCACCAGCCUCACGGCCUGGCCGGGGAGUCCUCGUCCACGUCCUCAUCUUCCUCGUCCUCGAGCCGAAGUGGUCGGGAUACCAAACCGCCGCGGCGGAAGGGCCACCCUCUGGGCCCGCCUCCUGCGUUCUCGGAGGAACCGGGGGAGAAAAGAGCUAAGUUUCAUUUAAAUAUUAGGACACUGACUGAUGAUGUGUUGGAUAGAUUUGCCAGCAUAAGAAUUCCAGGAAGUAAGAAAGAGAGACCUCCGUUACUUAACCUGAAACACACGUUUUCCUCAAGCACUGAUUGGCCUUCAGCAUCCUCAGACAUGAUGGAAAAUAAUCCUAGAUUACUUUCUGAGAAAGAGCUCCUGGCACUUUUUGAAAAAAUGAUGGAAGAUAUGAAUUUAAAUGAAGAUAAAAAGGCACCAUUGCGGGAAAAGGACUUCAGUAUCAAAAAAGAAAUGGUGAUGCAAUACAUGAAUACUGCUACUAAGGUGGGAUGUCUCAAGAGUAGCAGACAAAUAUCACCCCAGGAAUUCAUCCAUGAACUGAAAAUGGGAGUUGCAGAUGAAAGACUUGUCACGUGCUUAGAGUCCCUGCGGGUAUCUUUGACCAGCAACCCUGUCAGUUGGGUGGAAAACUUUGGACAUGAAGGUCUUGGAUUACUGCUGGACAUUUUGGAAAAACUGAUUGGUAGCAAAAACCAGGAAAAAAUUGUGAAGAGGAGUCAGCACAAAGUCAUACAAUGUUUGAAGGCUUUGAUGAACACCAAGUAUGGCUUGGAAAGAAUUAUGGGAGAAGAAAAGUGUCUGUCUUUAUUAGCCAAGGCCAUGGACCCCCAGCAAGCUAACAUGAUGGUGGAUAUUGUUAAACUUCUUUCUGCAAUAUGCAUUGUUGGGGAAGAAAAUGUCCUUGAAGAAGUUUUAGAAGCCUUAACUACAGUUGGAGAAGAAAAAAAAAUUGAUAGAUUUUCUUCUAUUGUAGAAGGUCUUCAGGAAAAUUCAGUACAAUUGCAGGUAGCUUGUAUGCAACUCAUCAAUGCCCUUGUUACAUCUCCUGAUGACUUAGACUUCAGACUUCACAUCAGAAAUGAGUUUAUGCGUUGUGGAUUGAAACAAAUACUGCCUAAUUUGAAACAUGUCAAAAGUGAGAGUCUAGAUAUCCAACUUAAAGUGUUUGAUGAACAUAAAGAGGAAGAUUUUAUUGAAUUCUCCCAUCGUUUAGAAGACAUCAAAACUGAACUUGAUGAAGCCAGUGAAGUUUACAAUAUGUUAUGGAACACAGUGAAGGAAACUAGAGCAGAAGGAUAUUUUCUUUCUAUACUUCAACAUCUUUUGCUCAUCAGAAAUGAUUAUUAUAUACGACCACAGUAUUUCAAAUUAAUUGAUGCCUGCAUAUCUCAGAUAGUAUUACAUAGAGAUGGAACAGAUCCUGAUUUUACAUAUCGAAAAAAAUUAGAUAUAGAUUUGAGACAAUUUGUUGAUGUUUGUGUAGAUCAAGCAAAACUAGAAGAAUUUGAAGAGAAAGUGUCAGAAUUUUCCAAGAAAUUUGAAAAAGAAUUUACAGUUCACCAAGAAACUCAGUCCCAAUUACAGAAAAAAGAAGUGAAGAUCACUGAGCUACAAGCAGAAUUACAGGCUUUUAAAACCCAGUUUGGUGCCUUACCACCUGGUUCAAAAAACUCUUUAACACAAUCAAUAGGAGAGGUAACUGGUCAGCCAUCACCUCCACUGCCAUCUUUGCCACUGGGUGGAGGUGUACCUCCACCACCACCACCGCCACCACCACCUCCACCCCCACUUCCAGGAAUGCCGAUGGCUUUUGGUGCUCCUCUUCCUCCACCACUUCCGCCAGGAAUUCUUGGAGUACACCGAUCUCCUCCUCCACUAACACUGCCAUUUGGGUUGAAACCAAAAAAAGAAUUCAAACCUGAAACCACCAUGAAAAGACUGAAUUGGUUAAAGAUAAGACCUCAUGAAAUGACUGAAAACUGUUUUUGGUUAAAAGCAAAUGAGAACAAGUAUGAGAACACAGACUUGCUCUGUAAACUUGAAAAUACAUUUUGCUGUCAAAGAAAAGAGAAAAAAGAAGAAGAGGAUUUCGCUGAGAAGAGGACAAUAAAGAAAAGAAUUAAAGAACUUAAAAUUCUGGAUUCCAAAAUUGCCCAGAACCUUUCAAUCUUUCUGGGUUCUUUUCGUGUACCAUAUGAAGAAAUAAAAAUAAUGAUAUUGGAAGUAGAUGAAACACAACUGGCGGAAUCUAUGAUUCAGAACUUAAUAAAGCACCUGCCAGAUCAGGAGCAGCUGAAUUCACUGUCAAAAUUAAAGAAUGAAUAUAAUAAUUUAUGUGAGCCAGAACAAUUUGCAGUCGUGAUGAGCACAGUGAAAAGACUACGGCCACGUCUGAGUGCUAUUCUCUUUAAACUGCAGUUUGAGGAGCAGGUGAACAGCCUCAAACCAGACAUCUUGGCUGUCAGUGCUGCUUGUGAGGAGAUAAAGAAGAGCAAAAGCUUCAGCAAGUUACUGGAACUUGUGUUGCUAAUGGGAAACUACAUGAAUGCAGGCUCCCGGAAUGCCCAGACCUUUGGGUUCAACCUUAGCUCUCUCUGCAAACUAAAGGACACAAAGUCAGCAGAUCAGAAAACAACACUCCUCCAUUUUCUGGCUGAAGUAUGUGAGGAGAAGUAUCCAGAUAUCCUGAAUUUUGUUGAUGAUUUGGAACAUUUAGACAAAGCUAGCAAAGUCUCUGUAGAAAACCUGGAGAAGAACUUGAAACAGAUGGGAAGGCAACUUCAGCAGCUUGAGAAGGAUUUGGAUUCCUUUCCUUCCCCUGAGGACAAGCAUGACAAGUUUCUAACAAAGAUGUCCAGUUUUGUUAUCUCUGCCAAAGAACAAUUCCAAAAAAUUUCAAGAAUGCAUGAAAACAUGGAAAAAUCAUACCAGAGCAUAAUGGUCUACUACGUUAUUGACAUGAAGAAGGUGUCUGUGGAGGAAUUUUUUACUGAUUUGAAUAACUUCAGAACUAUGUUCAUGCAAGCAGUAAAGGAGAACACGAAACGAAGAGAAGCUGAAGAAAAAGAGAAACGUGCCAGAAUAGCCAAAGAAUUAGCAGAAAAAGAAAAAAUAGAACGUCAACAAAAAAAGAAACGUUUGAUAGAGAUGAAAACUGAGGGUGAUGAGACAGGAGUGAUGGAUAGUCUGCUGGAGGCCUUGCAGUCAGGUGCUGCUUUCCGAGACCGAAGAAAAAGGACACCAAGGCCUAAAGAUAUUCGACAAAGUCUUAGUCCAAUUUCACAGAGGCCUGUUCUAAAAGCUCGUAACCAUGAGAACCAGAAGAUGAAGCUGGUAGAAGAGUCUCAUUCGCACCACCAUCUCAAUGGCAACUCAACCAGGACGGCUGCUGUUGCCAAGGAACUUAAUUACAAUCUAGACACUCAUCCAUCCGCCGUGAGGAACAAGGAUGUUAGGAAGAAGGAGACCUGCACGGUAGAAAGCACCAAAGAAAAGGAAAAGGAGCUCCACAGCUCUGUUUCUAAAACGGAAUCCCUUCCUGAAGUGGAGGCCCUGCUGGCAAGACUUAGAGCUUUAUGAAUUCAGUUGAUAAAAAUGAUUAAGCAAACUCUAAUGCCAUACUAUGCUUGGCUGGCCGCAACCCUUUUUAAAAUGCCUUUCUUUUGUAUAACUGACAUUAGGUAGUUAUGCAUUUCAAAGUAUGUCACAAAUUUUAUCUAAAAUUCACACUUGCAAUUCUUUUCCUGUAUAUUUGAGCAAAACUUGUGCAAAACUAUAAUGGGCUUAAUGCCUUUGUGGUGACAAUCUGUUCUGCUAUAGUUGGAAAGAGAUUGAGUUAUAUAUAAUGUUCUAGUGAACAGGUGGGUGACUACCCUAUUCUGCAAUGUUUUCUUAAAGAAAAUAUGAUAUGCCUGCAGGUCUAAAUAAUUAUAUGCAGUUUGCUGUCUGUAUCAAUGAAUCACAAAUCCCAGAACUUUGUUGUAUACGUGCUUGUAUGUUUGUAUUUAUAUAUGUGUAGGUUCUUUCUGUAGUUAUGAUCUGCAUUCUAUUAUUGUAACGUCAGAAAUAUAGAAUAGACGUGUAAAAUGACAAGUAGGCACAUUAUAAUCAUUGCUGAAUUCAGGCUGAUUAGAUUCCUCGGAACAGUAAGGCACAUUAAGCCCAUUUCAAAUAUGUAAUGAAUGAGGACUAUAGAACUUAAGCUAAUGUACAAUGCAGAUGCAUUUAUAUAAAAUGAACACAUCUUAUAUUUGCUGCUGCAAUUUUGUCUCUUCCAGAAAACAUUUUUUUAGCUUUCAAUCAUGGCUGUGGUACAAAAUUAUCACUUUGUUAUUUCCCAACUGUAUGCUUUUUUAAUAAUAUUGUAAACAAUAUGACCAUCCAUUUUUACAAGCAGGUUUUAAUGCAUGUUUUCUUUUUAAAAUAUUUUACAUAAAAUUGGGGCACUGCUGCUCUGUUAAUUUCUCAUCAAAAAAAUACACUUCUUGCACUAAAGGAAAAA
Messenger RNA from Monodelphis domestica (gray short-tailed opossum), 4667 nucleotides. The record is from RefSeq and is a predicted model, not a curated record. Lineage: Eukaryota; Metazoa; Chordata; Mammalia; Didelphimorphia; Didelphidae.